AGUUUAUAUUUGUUUUUUAUCUAGUGACAAAUGUGUUGGCGAGAGCAAUUUAGUCAAAAUUAUUUAUUUAUUGUGGGCGAUUUGAGAUGUGACGAAAUUUUUUCGUAAUCUUAGUUGAUUUUAUUAUGGAAAUGGUAGUAUUGGUAGUAAUAAAGCAUAAUUUGGAAAGGGUGCAAAUUUUCGUCUUAGAUUGAUAGAAGAAGAAUAAAAGUUGUGGGGGGAUGAGAAAAAUACGAUUUAUGUUCGAUAAUUUCUAACAUAACCUCAAAAUUUUUGAAAAUAAUUUGGUUUUUUUGGUAUUUAAUUUUUUUCUGGCCUAAAAGUACAUGGAUUUUUUUUUCAAAAUUGAUGACAAGGUAGAGAUUUAAGUCCUUAAUAGAACCUCAUUUUUUAUUUAGGAAAAUACCAAGUGGCUUGAAAAAUAUAGCGAUUUUUAGAAAAAAAGAUGUUGAGGGGAGAUGGUAUUACGUAAAUUACGGUGAAACGAGACAAUUUAUCAAAAAUUCUUGACAAUAAAAGUUGUAGGGAAUCGAAAAAUCUACAAUUUACAUUAAUUUAUUUUUUUACAUAACCUCAAAAUUUCCGAAAAAAAUGCUAAUCAUCGAGUUUUUUGGACUUUUUAUUUUUUUUCUGGUACAAUAAUGUAUAGAUUUUUGUCAAAAUUAGUGAAAAGGUAGAGUUUUUUGUCCUUAAUGGAAAGCUAUUUUUUAUUUUGGGAAAUACCGAGUAGUUUGAAAAAUAUAGCAAAUUUAAAAAAAAAAGAUGUUAUGGGGAAAUGGUAUUAACGUAAAUUACGGUGAAACGAGACAAUUUAUCAAGAAAUCUUCACAAUAAAAGUUGUACGGAAUUGAAAAAUCUACAAUUUACAUUAAUUUAUUUUUUUAUAUAACCUCCAAAUUUUAGAGAAAAAUGCAAAUAAUCGACUUUUUUGCACUUUUUAUUUUUUUUCUUGUACAAUAAUGUAUAUAUUUUUGUCAAAAUUGGGGAAAAUGUGGAGUUUUUUAUCCUUAACGGAACGCUAUUUUUUAUUUUUGAAAAUACCGAGUCGUUUGAAAAAUAUAGCAAAUUUAAAAAAAAAGAUGUUAUGGGGAAAUGGUAUUAACGUAAAUUACGGUGAAACGAGACAAUUUAUCAAGAAAUCUUCACAAUAAAAGUUGUAGGGAAUUGAAAAAUCUACAAUUUACAUUAAUUUAUUUUUUUAUAUAACCUCCAAAUUUUAGAGAAAAAUGCAAAUAAUCGACUUUUUUGCACUUUUUAUUUUUUUUUCUUGUACAAUAAUGUAUAUAUUUUUGUCAAAAUUGGGGAAAAUGUGGAGUUUUUUAUCCUUAACGGAACGCUAUUUUUUAUUUUUGAAAAUACCGAGUCGUUUGAAAAAUAUAGCAAAUUUAAAAAAAAAAAGAUGUUAUGGGGAAAUGGUAUUAACGUAAAUUACGGUGAAACGAGACAAUUUAUCAAGAAAUCUUCACAAUAAAAGUUGUAGGGAAUUGAAAAAUCUACAAUUUACAUUAAUUUAUUUUUUUAUAUAACCUCCAAAUUUUAGAGAAAAAUGCAAAUAAUCGACUUUUUUGCACUUUUUAUUUUUUUUCUUGUACAAUAAUGUAUAUAUUUUUGUCAAAAUUGGGGAAAAUGUGGAGUUUUUUAUCCUUAACGGAACGUUAUUUUUUAUUUUUGAAAAUACCGAGUCGUUUGAAAAAUAUAGCAAAUUUAAAAAAAAAAAGAUGUUAUGGGGAAAUGGUAUUAACGUAAAUUACGGUGAAACGAGACAAUUUAUCGAGAAAUCUUCACAAUAAAAGUUGUACGGAAUUGAAAAAUCUACAAUUUACAUUAAUUUAUUUUUUUAUAUAACCUCCAAAUUUUAGAGAAAAAUGCAAAUAAUCGACUUUUUUGCACUUUUUAUUUUUUUUCUUGUACAAUAAUGUAUAUAUUUUUGUCAAAAUUGGGGAAAAUGUGGAGUUUUUUAUCCUUAACGGAACGCUAUUUUUUAUUUUUGAAAAUACCGAGUCGUUUGAAAAAUAUAGCAAAUUUAAAAAAAAAAAGAUGUUAUGGGGAAAUGGUAUUAACGUAAAUUACGGUGAAACGAGACAAUUUAUCGAGAAAUCUUCACAAUAAAAGUUGUAGGGAAUUGAAAAAUCUACAAUUUACAUUAAUUUAUUUUUUUAUAUAACCUCCAAAUUUUAGAGAAAAAUGCAAAUAAUCGACUUUUUUGCACUUUUUAUUUUUUUUUCUGGUACAAUAAUGUAUAAAUUUUUGUAAAAAUUAGUGAAAAGGUAGAGUUUUUUGUCCUUAAUGGAACGCUAUUUUUUAUUUUUGAAAAUACCGAGUAGUUUGAAAAAUAUAGCAAAUUUAAUAAAAAAGAUGUUAUGGGGAAAUGGAUUCACGCCAUUUACGGUAAAACGAGACUUCCCAUCAAAAAAAUAUUUAUAAAGAAGUUAUAGAGAAUCAGAAAAUCUACAAUUUACAUGAAUUAUUUUUUUUACAUAACCUCAAAAUUUUCUUAAAAACGCAAGUAAUUGUUUUAUUUUUGUUUCUUUUAAUUUUUUUCUGGUACAAUAAUAAAUCGAUUUUUUCCAAAAUUAGUGGAUAAUGGGAUUUUUUGUUCUAAAUCGAACUUUUCGAGCAAAAAUGUUAUGGGGAAACAAAUUUGCGCGAUUUGCGGCUAAACGACAAUUCUUAUCAAAAAAAUGUUAACUAAAACUUGUAAACAAUCUACAACUUACUCCAAUUACACUUUUAGAUUACCCCAAAAUUUUCGAAAAAAAAAAUAUUGAAUGUUCUUCUCCUACAGUAAUUCUUGUAGACACCCAGUACAUCGUCUAGACACAAAUUAAAUAUUAUCAAUGUACUUAAUUGAACAAAAAACUUUCGAUAUUGACAAAAUUGCGAAACAAAAUAUUUUGAAUCGCCCACAAUUAAUACAUAACCUGAAAAAUAGCCAUAAUACGUUAUUUUUUUAUGUACAUAACCUCAAUUAUGUCAAAAUCAAGAUUUAUAUUUUUUUGUUAAUCCCAGUGCCAUAGAUAUACAUAAUUUUAAAUACAUUCGAUAUAAAAAAAUUAUUAUAAUACCGAAAUUGCCUUAGGAAUAGUGCCAUAUUUUUUUUACAAUUUUUGUAAUGUAAAAUGAAAAUAAAAUGUGAAAUAAAUAAAAUAUAAUCCUCUAUGGGAUUUAAUUAUCCGUAUUAAUUGUAAAAUCAAUUAAUAUACUAUUGUUAACUAACAAUUCUUAACAGUGAAAAAUAAUUAGAAACCACAGAGAAUCCCUCAUUUUCUAAAAUAACUUUUAAUAAGAAUUGAGUUAUAAAGAAGUAAGAAACGAAAGGAAUGAUUUCUCAACAUUAGUCCUAUGAUAAUUUAAUAUUCCAAAAAUGAUAUAGAAACAAAGCGUAGUGUUGAAAUAGUGAAUAAAUAUUAUAUACAUAUAUGAGAUGAAUGUUUGAAAAAAUAUUUAAGAAAAACAUGUCGAGUUAUAUAUUACAACAACCUGUUCCUUCUCUAUACUUCUUACUUCUUUGUCUUUGAAAGGAUUGUAAGCGCUUAAAACCUGUUUAUUCAACUUAGUCACGUUAGUCGGUUAUUCAAGGUAUGUUGUAGUGAAUAGUGAACAAACAACUAAUUUUAUACAGUAUUUUUGUGAAUCGUCAGUGCUUUAUCAAUUGUUCAAAUUAAAAAGCCGAUAUGAAGAUAACCUUCGUGAUAGCCUUAUUGGUGACGGUAUUUUACAAAGAAACCGUCCAACAAUGUUUCCCCCCGUACGCCGGUAAUCAACCCAAUAGAAAAGGGUAUUUCGAUCUUUAUUCGGGACAACAGGAAUUUUCUUUAGCUUUGUUACACGCAGUUAAUAAAGUUCUUCCUAAUGAAAAUUUAUUUUUCUCGCCGUAUUCUACGUAUCACGCUUUGCUAAUGGCCUACUUCUUAUCAGGCAGACAGACAGAGAAUUAUUUGAAGAAAGUACUUAGACUUAACGCGAAUCAGGAAAAAUCCGAUUUAUACGCCGCAUACAAAAUAGACAAAUUUUCGACGCAAUUAUUCGCCAAAAAUGCUUCGUACGAAUUCACCAGCGCGAAUAAAAUAUACGUGGAAAACGACGUACCGGUGAAAACGUGCGUUUUAGAUGAUUUCAACGACGAGCUCGAAAUGAAAGAUUUCAAAACGAAUCCUGAACAAGCUCGAAUCAGCAUUAACCAAUGGGUGGAAAAUGUCACCCAUCAUAUGAUCAGGGAUCUCAUACCCCCCGGUACUAUAGAUUCAGCUACGAACUUAGUUUUGGUGAACGCUGCUUACUUCAAAGGUUUAUGGGAGAAUAAGUUCCCAGAAGAGUUCACCAGACCGGAAAUUUUCUAUGUCAGUCCAACGAAACAGAUAAUGGUGGAUAUGAUGCAUGUCGAAGGCACUUUUAAACAUGAUGUGUCUGAAUCCUUGGGGGCGCAUAUACUGGAAAUGCCUUACAAGGGCGAUAAUAUAAGUAUGUACGUGCUUUUGCCGCCGUGGUCCGACACCCAAAACGCCAUUGAAAACACUUUGAAGAAUUUGACUUUGGAAAAUUUCAAGAACAUAGUCGAGAACGACAAUCUCAUUUCCAAGACUGUUCAAGUUUCCUUUCCCAAGUUUAGUUUAGAGACAACUUUAGAAAUGACCCCUAUCUUGAAUUCUUUGGGUGUGGGAAGUCUAUUCAAAUCGAACGCCGACUUUAGCGGCCUCUCUAGGAAAAAGUUGUCGCUAGGUGAAGGCAUACAUAAAGCAAGGAUCGAAAUAAACGAACGUGGUUCGCAAGCGGCGGCCGCCACCGCAUUUUUCUCCUUCAGAAUGUUGGGAGAAGACGACGGAAUCGUUAAAUUCAGAUGCAACCGACCUUUCAUUUAUAUCAUUCAUAAUCAUCACACGCAUACCGUACUUUUCGUUGGCAUAUUUAGGGCGGCGCUCAAAUAAUAAAUGACCGUCGUACAAAAAAUUUCACCAACUUUAUACAUCUUUAUAAUUUUAAAUUUCAUACAGCUUCCAAUUGACCAUAAUCGUAACGUUAAGUUUUAGUCUAUUGUCGGUUAUUCGGUAAAUUUACCGAUAUCAAACAAAUAAUAAUCCGAAGCGAACAAAUAAUACUUAUUUCAGGAAAAUUCGCCAUUUUUAGUACGUUUAUAAUCAUUACAAUAAUCUAAUAGCUCUUCUCCACGAUCCGCAAGCUCUUCUCAGUGGUCCGCAAGCUCUUCUCGGUGAUCCGCAAGCUCUUCUCGGUGAUCCGCAAGCUCUUCUCGGUGGUCCGCAAACUCUUUUAUUAUAACGUUCCAUUAGAUCUUAUUGACGAUCGCCAAUUUCUUUCAAAUGUCCGCGAGCCCAUUUAAACUGCUUGCUAGCUCUUUCCAACGGUCCGCGAGCUCUUCUCGACGGUCCGCGAGCUCUUCUCGACGGUCCGCAACAUCAUUUCAAUAGUCUUCAGUCUUUUAAAGAACCCCGAUACUCUUUAAACUGUUUGCAAGCUCUUUUCGGCGGUCCGCGAGCUCUUCUCGAUAGUCGACAGUCCUUUAAAGAACCGCCAGCUCAUUUAAACCGUUUGCAAGCUCUUUUCAACGGCCCGCGAGCUCUUCUCGAUGGUCCGCGAGCUCUUUUCGAUAGUCGACAGUCUUUUAAAGAGCCCCAAGACUCUUUAAACUGUUUGCCAGCUCUUUCCAACGGUCCGCGAGCUCUUCUCCACGGUCCGCGAAAUCAUUUCAAUAGUUUUCAGUGUUUUAAAUGACCGCGAGCUUAUUUAAACUGUUUGCAAGCUCUUUUUAACGGCCCGCGAGCUCUUCUCGACGGUCCGCAAGAUCAUUUCAAUAGUCUUCGGUCUUUUAAAUUACCGCAAGCUCAUUUAAACUGUUUGCAAGCUCUUUCCAACGGUCCGCGAGCUCUUAAUUGUUUUAACGGUCCACUAGCUCCCUCCUAGGGUUCCGCGAGCUCUCCUGCAGUAAAGGAAAAGCGAAACCAAUUAUUUUCUCGAAAUUUUCAAUUUGGUGUCCGUCAUUUUCAAUGGAACGUCUUAGAAUAUCAGAUUUCAUCCAACGCAAUCGUAAAAAUCUCAUUUUUAAAGUUAUGUCUCUCUAAUUUUCAUAUCAUUUAUACUUAUAUUCAUGGUUAGUGCCAUAAAUUUUGUUUAUAACCAGUUUUCGUAAUAAAUUUUUAUCAAAUA
Diorhabda sublineata is the source of this 6159-nucleotide messenger RNA. RefSeq names its product serine protease inhibitor 88Ea-like. Lineage: Eukaryota; Metazoa; Arthropoda; Insecta; Coleoptera; Chrysomelidae. Bases 3675 to 4925 code for a protein of 416 amino acids. The transcript is spliced from 5 exons. Gene Ontology annotation, molecular function: serine-type endopeptidase inhibitor activity. The record is from RefSeq and is a predicted model, not a curated record.